Miscanthus lutarioriparius is the source of this 234-nucleotide messenger RNA. NCBI's taxonomy places the organism in Eukaryota, Viridiplantae, Streptophyta, Magnoliopsida, Poales, Poaceae. The record is from the annotation of a GenBank genome assembly.
AUGACAAGGCCAAAGAGGCAGCACAACCUGAGGAACAAGAAGACGAGGAGGUUUGCCCAUCAUUCCUCAUCCUCGGCAAUGGUGAAGAAGGAGGUGAGCCCCUCGUCGGGGUUCGAGAAGAUGCCAGCCUUCAAGAAGAAGGUUGUCCCGGCCGCCCCGUCGGGGUUGAAGAAGAAGGCCGCUAUCAUCACUAGGAAGGAGCAGCACCUGGCAGCAUUGAUGAAGGAGAAGUAG